Messenger RNA from Polistes canadensis, 813 nucleotides. RefSeq names its product carbonic anhydrase 13-like. The coding region runs from base 1 to 813 and encodes 270 amino acids. Gene Ontology annotation, cellular component: cytoplasm. Lineage: Eukaryota; Metazoa; Arthropoda; Insecta; Hymenoptera; Vespidae. The record is from RefSeq and is a predicted model, not a curated record. Gene Ontology annotation, molecular function: zinc ion binding; carbonate dehydratase activity. The transcript has 8 exons.
AUGACACUUCUUCUUCCAGAAUAUUACAAAGGCGUAAUCGGUUUGGCAAAAAGUGGACAAUCGCCGAUAGAUUUGAAUGACAAUAUAAUUCGUCGGAAAAGAUAUCCGACUCUUAUUUUAAAUGGUCAUUGGUCAAAUGAAGGAGACGCCAUUUUAGGAAACGACGGAAGUGUCGCUACUGUAAUUCUUGGUGGUAACAGAAUACCAUCCACAAUUACUGGCGGGCCGCUUUUCAACGACGUCUAUGAAUAUUUUAUCUGCAACUUUCGUUGGGGCGAGGAGAACUGCAAUGGCUCGGAACACACCAUUAACGGCACUUGGUUUUCGAUGGAAGCUCAGAUGGUACAUUGGAAUCGAAAGUAUCCAUCAUUCGAUGACUGUUUAAAUCGAAAGGAUGGAAUUUGCAUUAUGUCAUUUUUAUUUUUGGUACCAGUCGGACGAUCGGAAAACAAUCCGCAAUUAGAAAAAAUUACCGAAAAUUUGAAACACGUUACAGAUGCAGGAUCCGAAACAAAUAUUCCGGCCAAUGCAUUAUGCUGGAUGAGAUGGGCAACUCGUUGCGAACGUUAUUAUACUUAUCAAGGAUCGUACAACGAAGGUCCCUGCAGUAUUCUUGGAUAUCCCGAAUGCGUUACUUGGAUUAUUUUUCCAAUGAUGAUUAACAUAAGUCCUUCACAAGUAAACGCUUUUCGAAUGUUGAAGGAUGAUAAUGGUAAUUUUAUUAAAAAUAAUUGCAAACAAAUUCAAUUGUUACGCGGAAGAAGAAUAUUUUUGGUAAUUGAAUUAACAUCAAGUAACGCAUACGAAAAAUAA